Molecule: messenger RNA, 1506 nt
Organism: Polypterus senegalus (gray bichir)
Lineage: Eukaryota; Metazoa; Chordata; Cladistia; Polypteriformes; Polypteridae
Gene: ttpal
Product: tocopherol (alpha) transfer protein-like
Exons: 6
Coding region: 253-1308 (351 amino acids)
Cellular component (GO): membrane
Molecular function (GO): phosphatidylinositol bisphosphate binding
Source: RefSeq, a predicted model, not a curated record
UUUGAAAGUGGUUUUAAAGGUGCAGCUGAAAUGGCAGUGAGAACAACCGCAAUAAACAACUUCAUAUUUUUAACCGAUUGCUUUGUUAUCCUUUUUCGAUAAUGUUUUUCGGCAUAAUUCAGGACUAACUUACAUAUUAUGCUUUGUAUAGGUGACUUUAAGUUGUAGGUUGAAUGUAGGACAAGUAUGUUCUAAAUAGACUGGCAUUUUUAAUCCAGUUAUUGUGACCAUAAAUUCUUCCAUGAUGGACAUAUGGGGGCAAAUGGGAAGAGAAUUAAGCUGAUGGAAGAAGAACAAUGCUUGACUAACAAUGGACUAUUUAGAGAUCCUGCCAUGGAAAGCCACGACUUUUCCUCAUCUAGAAAUAACUACACAUGUACAUUAACACCCGAGCUCAUUGCCAAAGCAAGAGAGGAGCUCCAAGAAAAACCAGAAUGGAGACUUCGAGAUGUUCAGGCUUUACGUGACAUGAUCCUUAAAGAACACCCACAUCUUAGAACUCGCAUUGAUGAUUCUUUCCUUUUGCGAUUUCUUCGUGCCAGAAAGUUUGAUUAUGACAGAUCUCUGAAACUUCUUGUGAAUUAUUAUGCAAGCCGCCGCAGUUGGCCUGAAGUGUUCAAAAAUCUUAGACCAUCAAAUGUGAAACAUGUAUUGGAUUCUGGCUUCUUAACCGUCCUUUCGCAGCCUGAUCCUGAUGGGCGAUUUGUUUUGUGUCUUCGACCAGGGAAGUGGAGACCAAAUGAUUACCCAUUUGUAGAUAAUAUUCGUGCUAUGUACUUGACUUUGGAGAAGUUAAUUCAGUCAGAAGAGACUCAGGUCAAUGGGAUUGUUAUUCUUGCAGAUUACAAUGGUGUUGGUCUGUCACAAGCAUCCCAUCUGGGGCCUUUUCUAGCCAAAAAAGUGGUAGGCAUUCUCCAGGAUGGAUUUCCAAUUCGAAUAAAAGCUGUAAAUGUUAUUAAUGAGCCUAGAAUAUUCAAGGGAGUAUUUGCCAUUAUUAAGCCAUUUCUGAAAGAAAAGAUGGCUCAGAGGUUUAUUCUUCAUGGUUCAGACCUAAUCUCUCUUCACCAGCGGCUUCCCCGGGACAUUCUUCCUGAAGAGUAUGGUGGCACAGCUGGAAAACUGGAUCCUUCAGAAUGGUGGAGUACCUUGCUGAGUUCAGAAGAGGAGUUUGUUGCUGAGUUCUGCCAGUCAUUCCCACUUGGGAACACCGAUUCCAAUGACCCGUUCAUUUUUGAAGGGGAACCUACCCAAUCUCAUUCUGAGGAUUCUUACAGGGGAUUAAGGUCACAGCUAUAUUACUGUUACUGACAGCCCAGCUUUAUUUUGUGCUGUUCUCAAAAGUGUUUAUAUUUUGCGGUAACUCACUUGAAUCUCAUAUACCCAGAUAAAACCAGUGAAGGGUAUUGAUAACUGUUUGUUUUACUGGGAGUUUUGGACCGCAUGGUACACAAAUUGGCAAUGCUUUAAAAGAAAAGAUGAAUAAACAUUAUGUAAAUUGUCCCAGUA